AAAGAAGACCUGACUAAAGCCUGCAAUAUUCUGGGAGUGUCUGCCAGUGGAUCCAUUUCUGACAUUAUAAACAGGCUUGAGGAGCUUCUCCUGUAUAAGAAUGUUUAUCCUAAGAUGUUUGUGAAACUCCAAAAAGCUGGAGAAACAAACACACAGCCUAGAGAAGUACAGAGCAAAGAUCCAGAUGUCUCAGCGAAACUGGAUAGCAUGCCAGAGGAAGGGAAGAAGUUUUCGGUGUCAAUGUUCCCAAUUGAGCAGACACACAAGGAGACAAUCUCCAGACUGUACGCUGAGAAGAGAAACGAUGAUAAUGUCAUUGCCAGAAUUUCUCACUAUGCCCUUUUGUAUCUGCGGGACCUGAAAUCUGUUCUCCCUCCACAUCUGUUGAGUGACACGAGCAGUACAGCAAUGCCUUGGCUAACUGAUAAUGCUGUAAAUUGUCGCAUUGCUCAGAUUGCCGAAGGCACUAAUGAUGUUGUGGCCUUGAACACUGACAAAUUCAUUUUGUGGCACAGGGAUUGGCAGAGAGAUGCAAAAGUGUCAGAUGAGCAUUUGAAAGAGCUUGAGAAAACCUCAGAAUUCCUGAAAAUACUUUUACCAAGGAUUGUUGGACCUGGGGAUAACCCAGAGAAGGGAAACCACUUCAUUCUUUGGGUUUUUGAUAUGACUACAAAAACCAUCAGAGUUUAUGACAACACUGAUCAGUAUGUGACAAUUUCAAUCCUGGACAUGGAAGUUCUGAAGGAUGCUUUUAGAAAUAUUGCCUCCUUGAACAGUUGGACUGUGUCCAGUCCACGUCAAUGGCAGAGAGAUGACAGAAGGAACUGUGGUGUUUUUGUAUGCACAAUGGCAGAGAUGGAAGCUAGAAAUGUUCAAAUGUGCCAUGAAGUGCUGCACAAUGAACAGAUGUGUCACCUUCGGCUCUACCAUGCCUCAUGCAUGGUUAAAACAGUGCAGAGUGCAAAACAAAACACAUGUAUGGCCCAAGAUGCUGGAGUUUGCAUUUACCAAAAAUAUCAUUCAAAAGUAAUGCACCCAGAUGUCAAGUCACUGGACUGGAUUCAGUGUGAUCUUUGCAAAAAAUGGCUGCAUGCAGACUGUGCUGGCAUCAGCCUUGACAUAGUCACAGAGGAUACAACAUUCUGCUGUGGAUGUGACACUAAACAUGUGCACACCUUCGAGAAAACACUGGCACUCUUGAAGCAGGGCUGGUUGGUUGAACUUUUAAUAGAGGAUCAAGAGAUCUUGAACUUACACAAAGGCUUGGAAAAUGGCACAGUAAGAUCCAACAGGAUGUUUUUAUUCAAAAAUCCCACAUUUUUUCCAAAGUUGAAAAUGAAACUCAGUCAAAAGUUUUGUUUUUUUGACGAAGAACAGACAGACAGGAUCAUUAAAAGGAUAUACACGGUUACACAAUUGCCUAGAGUUUCCCUGGAAAGCACGACCUACAUUCUUGAAGUUUUGACCCCGGAGCUUACAUUCAUAAUUCUGCACAAGACGGAGGGAUUUCACAGAUUCCAGGCAGAAAUGGCUUUAUAGUCAAACACUGUUCUGGAGUAGGUCUUACUUUUGCUGACUUCUUGUUGUCCUGCUUUAAACAUAUCUGAAAAGCUCAUUCAUGUGUCCUAUUUCUCUUUUAAAGGGUAAAAUGGUCAAACCCAAAAUAGUUUAAUAGCAGUUCAUCACCAGGAAUGUUGUCCUGUGUGAUGGGAGAAGCACUGUUGUCCACGGAGAUAGCAACAGCGACUGCGCGUAAGCGUUUGCUUAAUACACUAUUGCCAUAGGUAUUGUUUAAAUUAUUAAGUAGUGCUAGAAAGUCUUUUUUCGUUCUCUGCCUAUUUGUAGUGUUGCUGUUUCGUUUUAAUUAGCACUUUCGAUUGCACUUAUUGAAAUUAGUAUUGCUGAAAUCCUGCAGGCACUUAAGUGCGAAGCAUCUCGCUCUUAGUUUCGAUUCGAGGCAUUUGCAUAGAUAUAGACUUUGGGCUUAAGUCAGGAGGCGUGUCCA
Messenger RNA from Labeo rohita (rohu), 2005 nucleotides. RefSeq lists its product as uncharacterized. The record is from RefSeq and is a predicted model, not a curated record. The coding region runs from base 115 to 1539 and encodes 474 amino acids. NCBI's taxonomy places the organism in Eukaryota, Metazoa, Chordata, Actinopteri, Cypriniformes, Cyprinidae. The transcript has 15 exons.